Molecule: messenger RNA, 1800 nt
Organism: Cladocopium goreaui
Lineage: Eukaryota; Dinophyceae; Suessiales; Symbiodiniaceae
Source: the annotation of a GenBank genome assembly
AUGAGCAUCGAGGUCGGCAACAGCCAGGAUGAUCAUCAAAUCGUGCUUUUGCUGAAUUGUCCUUCGAUCGGAGUGUUGUCUGCAGCACGUCUCUCCUUCAUCCUCACCUAUAUCAGCAACAUCUUGUCUGACUUCCCCUUGAAUAGCGUAUGCUUUCUCAUUCAUCCGAACAGGGCUGGCCAUCAAGAUGGCAGGAGAUCUGCGGCCAAGAAAGAAGGGUCGGAUGAUGAGGAAUGUGAAAAAAAGGUGAAAGUGAAGGAAGGCGAUGAUGAUUCUGAUUCAGAAUGCGAUGGACAGCGAAAGGUGAAGGAGGAAAUGGAUGACAUGGUUCGCAAGGUUCGCUUCAACCUGGAGACAGAACUUGCUCUUCCAGAACGUUGCUUGAAGGCCACCGUGUACGGGAAACGAGAAGGAUUUCUGCCUGGACUUUGCAUCCUCAGCAACAACCCCAAGAACAUCUUCCGUCAAACAAAGGGGUACAAAACUGGUGUGGUUCAUGGGAUCCACAUGCUGCAAAGACAAGACAUGGUGAAGCCUGAAACCGCUAGCCCGCAGAAGAGCACGAGCCUGCCGCACAUGGGACGGGCUUUUACCGACGUGCAGGAGCAGAAGCAAGCAGCUGGUGGCUGCGACAUCGUGCUGAAAACCCUUCAGGCAUUUGAAGUCCCAAGUGUCAAGGCGACCCUGAUGGUUGACAUGCACGGAUACGAUGGUUGGCCAGCACUAGCCACAGUUGAGGAGAUCUGUGCCAAGAAGGUCUCUCUUUGUGCAAGCCUUUGUCUGGACCACUCUGGCCAAGAUUUACUGAGCAGAGUCAGCAACAAGGUUUAUGAAGCUUGCAGAGCGGGCACCCUCGCCUUGACCGGCUUCCCAGACUUCUCACCAUUGGUGUCAGCCUUGAAAGCCAGCAGCACGACAGGAGACAUGACCAAAAACUUCCGGGUGACAACACAGCGUCACACUACUUUGGUCAUUUUGGAGGUGCUGGCCCGAAAAUGGGUCGACAACGCUGAAACCCGUGAACGAGCUCUUGCUGUGAUCGAGAGCCACAACAAAGAGUUCAAUGAAUCGGGGCAAUACUGGUUGGAAGAAAGGAGAGAAACUGCGGAUGAUGCUGUCCCAGAGCCACCAAUGAAGAAGAUCAAGUUGGAAUCCUCGAGCGAGCAAGAUAUCUCCAAGCUCCCCAAUGUGAAAAAACUUACCAUCAACAACGCGUGCGAUCUGGUGGUGGCUGGUGAGAAGGGAGAUAACCUUUUCUUAUCUUCCCGCAGCCGCAACCAGUUUUUUGAAAAGCGGGAGUUGUGCUCAUUUGGAUCAGGAGAGUGGAGGGAUGGAGCAGAAGCCAGCGAAUGUCUUUCCGAUGCAGAGGGUCGUUGGAUGAGUUUCGUGGUCAACAACAACUCGUUGUUUAUCCUGGAGCGCAAAGGCAUUUCAGACCACUUGAGCAAGCUUGAAAACUUGGACACUGCCGUGACCCUCCAAAGCUUGGUUUGUGAUCUUCAAGAUGCCGGAGAAGUCAAAGUUGAGAUCAGCCAUCACAAGAAACAAGAUGACGACUGGGCCAGUGUGAAGCCAUUGGUUUUCGUUUUAGACGAAGUUCCAGAGGUUCCCAAAAAGAGUAGGAAAAGGGGCAAAACUGCUGGGUCGACUACCACAUCCAAGAAUUUUGGGGCGUUCUUGUCUCUCACGAAGAUCAAGUCGAGUGAAAGCACAUUGUGUGUUGCGUGGCGUUGCAGGUUACUUGUAUGCAAUUGGUUUCUUGUCACCCAAGCAAGCCAAGUAAGUAAGAUCUUGUUUUGA